Acipenser ruthenus (sterlet) is the source of this 2106-nucleotide messenger RNA. RefSeq names its product protoheme IX farnesyltransferase, mitochondrial-like. The transcript has 7 exons. The record is from RefSeq and is a predicted model, not a curated record. The coding region runs from base 51 to 1439 and encodes 462 amino acids. Gene Ontology annotation, biological process: heme biosynthetic process. Gene Ontology annotation, cellular component: mitochondrial membrane; mitochondrion. Lineage: Eukaryota; Metazoa; Chordata; Actinopteri; Acipenseriformes; Acipenseridae. Gene Ontology annotation, molecular function: protoheme IX farnesyltransferase activity.
GACAGCAGCACGGAAGCAAGUGCAGAUCCGGAAGUUGUUCUUUUCGCUCUAUGCAAAGAUGGCGGCCCACAGCAUGUGAAGAGGACAGAGUUAAAACGAGGGCUUUCUGCCGCACAAUCAUGUACAACUCGCCAUGCAGAAAGCUGACAGGUCUGGUAGGCGUUAGCAUUCUCCAGAGUCUUGAAAAUGCAGCCCAGGCAAGGCUGUGCUCCUCUAACCUUGUUCAACUAUGCAGAUCCUCCAGCAGCAAAUGGAUUACCUUUCAGCACUGUAACUUUCUCAAGCGCCAGUAUGUCACAAAAACAACCGAAGGGUGUCAGCGGGCAAAGCCAAAGCAGGAAGCACUGACCGCUCCGCUGGUGGAUCGGCAUCCGCAUUUACAAGAUGAAACGGUUAUUCGUCAGGUCCAGCAGAUUUCAGCAAUCGACCAACAUCCUUCCAGCGUACAAUCCUCUAAGGAGACCCUCACUCAGGAUACAGAGGGGGCCAGCUCGGAAGAGGAUCCCUCCACUGCGCAGGAGACCAGACAGUGGAAGGAAAUCAAGGUGAUGCUUGGGGACCUACCAGGAAUCUACGCGAGGCUGUCUAAAAUCAGGCUCACAGCCUUGGUUGUCAUGACUGCAUCAGCUGGCUAUGCUAUGGCUCCAGUGCCCUUUGAUCCCAGCUGCUUCCUCCUUGCCUCCCUGGGAACGGGCCUUGCUUCCUGUGCUGCCAACUCCAUCAACCAGUACUUUGAGGUCCCCUUUGACUCCAACAUGAACAGGACCAAAAACAGGCCGCUGGUUAGAGGCCAGAUCAGCCCUCUCCACGCAGUGAGCUUCGCUGCAGCCUGUGCCGUUCCUGGCAUCACCCUGCUCGCCCUGACAGUGAACCCCCUAACGGGAGCCCUGGGCGCCCUAAACCUCUUCCUGUACACAUGCUGCUACACCCCCCUGAAGAGGCUGAGCAUCACCAACACCUGGGUGGGGGCUGUCGUUGGGGCGAUCCCCCCCGUUAUGGGCUGGACAGCAGCCACAGGCAGCCUGGACGUGGGUGCCCUGCUCCUGGGAGGGAUCCUGUACUCCUGGCAGUUCCCUCAUUUCAACGCUCUCAGCUGGAACCUGCGGGAGGACUACUCCAGGGGAGGCUACCGCAUGAUGUCCGUCACCCACCCGGCGCUCUGCCGGAGAGUGGCACUGCGGCACAGCCUGGCCCUCAUCGGACUGUCUGCCCUGGCACCAGCCCUGGAUGUCACCAGCUGGACCUUCCCGCUCAUCUCCCUCCCCAUCAACCUGUACAUCAGCUACCUCGGGUACAGCUUCUACAGAGACGCGGACCGCAGCAGCGCCCGCAAACUCUUCUUCUGCAGCCUCUGGCACCUGCCCAUGCUGCUUCUCCUCAUGCUCACCUGUAAGAAAUCCCGAGUGGACGAGGAAGACAAAUCCAUGGCUCACAGUUAACUGGCGUGGCACAUGAAAACCACUGAGGCAUUUUUUUUUUUAAAUAAAAAUUUACCAAACAAAUGGUGACGUGUCCAUGUGUUAAUCAACCAUUGAUGUAAUUAUUGGCUGUAGAUACAUUGAUACAGAAAUUUGGAGGGUGGGGAUUUAUGUUCUCAUAACCUUUUGGCACACCCUGCUUCCAAGCCACAGCUAUUGUUUUUUUUAAUAGAUCCAGUACCUGUUGGAAUAUGAAGGGUGCUCACAUAUUAGGUAACCAGCAAUAUUUUGCUUUGUCUACAUCACCUCCCUCCCUUACAGUUCCUGCAUAUACUUCAGGGAAUGUUUAUUGCAAUACGAAGCUCAGCUUGUGCGAUUCAAUUUGACAGUUAACUUACUGUAUUGUAUAUUUCUUUGGGGUCUGUUAGUUUGUUUGUUCCUUGUUUGUUACACAGAAGACGAUGAUCAUGAUAACAAUACAUAUGAAAGUUCCAUAGAUUCUCAAAUUAUUGAUUUUUUUUUUUUUUUUGGUCUCCGCAAGCAUGUAUUUAACUGUUUGUAUAUAACUUGAGUACUUCAGGCACUGAUUAAAACGUGCCCAAAAUAAUUGGCCUUGACUAGGAAACGCAUAAACGAGUAUAAUUGGUAUAACCACCAAAUAUGACCCUAAAUAAAACACCAUACAUGA